Messenger RNA from Salvelinus sp. IW2-2015, 1322 nucleotides. RefSeq names its product cartilage associated protein (gene crtap). The record is from RefSeq and is a predicted model, not a curated record. Gene Ontology annotation, biological process: peptidyl-proline hydroxylation to 3-hydroxy-L-proline; collagen fibril organization. Gene Ontology annotation, cellular component: endoplasmic reticulum. Gene Ontology annotation, molecular function: protein binding; collagen binding. NCBI's taxonomy places the organism in Eukaryota, Metazoa, Chordata, Actinopteri, Salmoniformes, Salmonidae.
GCCAGGGGAGGGAGAGUUGUAUCCGGAUACGUGGUGGGGGUAGAGGCGGUCCCUGUCCCACCCUCGCACGGCACAGAGAGCAGAAUAGAGUAGAGACGUAGCCCAGCCGUCCCACCUCUACACAAAAACUAAAGAUGGCAACCUCCAGCACUCCGCUAAUCUCUCUGCUUCUAUUCGCGGUUUCCGUUACAAUAGUCUUCUGUCAAUACGAGAAAUACAGCUUCAGGAGUUUUCCGCGUCAUGAACUAAUGCCGCUAGACUCUGCGUAUAAAUACGCGCUGGACCAGUACACUGGAGAGAAAUGGCAGGAGACAGUUGACUAUCUCGAGGUCUCUCUUCGGUUGUACCGGCUGCUCAGGGACAGCGAGGCCUUCUGCAACCUCAACUGCAGCUCCGUGCGGCUGGACAACGAGGAGAAGUUUACCGACUUCCCGGAGCUGCGUGUGUUCGGUAACGUUAUGAAGAGGGCGCAGUGUCUCAAGCGGUGCAAACAGGGGCUGCCCGCCUUCAGACAGACCAUGCCCAGCCGGGACACCGUGGAGGAGUUCGAGAAACGGGAACCAUAUAAAUACCUGCAGUUCGCCUACUUCAAAUCUGAUAACCUGGCCAAGGCAGUGUCUGCUGCCCACACCUUCCUCCUGAAGCACCCUGAUGAUGAGAUGAUGCAGAGGAACAUGGCCUACUACAGGACUCUACCUGGAGCUGAGGAACACCUCACAGACCUGGAGACCAAGUCCUACGAGAUGUUGUUUGUGCGAGCGGUGCGGGCGUAUAACGGUGAUAACUACCGUACCUCAGUGUCAGACAUGGAGCUGGCUCUAAGGGAUUUCUUCAAGGUCUAUGACGAAUGUCUGGCUGCUUCAGAAGGAGCCAGGGAGGUCAAAGACUUCAAAGACUUCUACCCCUCCAUUGCUGGUCACCCCUUGGUUUUGGAUUGGACGGUGAGGUGUGAGGCCGAGCUGACUCCUGUGGUUGGAGGAUUCAUCGUAGAGAAGUUUGUAGCAACCAUGUACCACUACCUACAGUUCGCCUAUUACAAACUGAAUGACCUGAAGAACGCGGUUCCGUGUGUGACCAGCUACAUGUUGUUUGACCCCAGUGAUGAGGUGAUGAAGAACAACGUGGUGUAUUACCAGUACCACAGAGACAAAUACGGACUCAGCGAUGAAGAUUUCCUACCUAGAUCGGAGGCAGUACGGUACUUGAACCAGACCACCAUGCAGCUAGAGAUGCUUGAGUUCUCCAGACAACACCUAGCGAGCGAUGACGAGGGGGAAGUGAUGGAGUUUCUAGAUGAGUUCCUGGAUGCUUAGGAUCAGUAG